Messenger RNA from Phlebotomus argentipes, 4400 nucleotides. It is a transcript of the gene c12.2, whose product is annotated as von Willebrand factor A domain-containing protein 8. Gene Ontology annotation, molecular function: ATP hydrolysis activity; ATP binding. Gene Ontology annotation, cellular component: cytoplasm. The transcript is spliced from 7 exons. NCBI's taxonomy places the organism in Eukaryota, Metazoa, Arthropoda, Insecta, Diptera, Psychodidae. Bases 80 to 4306 code for a protein of 1408 amino acids. The record is from RefSeq and is a predicted model, not a curated record.
UGGUGAGAAAAAGUAUUUCUGUGAUUUUUUCCGUGUCCACGUGAAUUUUCUAGCCAAAAUUGUGUGUUUUUAUCAAAGCAUGUAUGCGGGGAAUGCGGCAACGGUGAGAAGAAUAGAUGUCCUGACGAGGAUUCUGCGUGGGCGGCCGGAUAAAAGUGUCGUGAGAGGAAUCUCGGGAAUCAACAAAGUCACCAUUGAUGGCGUCUCGAAAGUUAUUAAACCGUCCUCAAGUCCAGAGUUCAUCCCGCGACAGUAUCUGCGGCAAGACGCUGAGGGAUUCCUCGAUGUCUCCCAGACGAUUCUCCAUCACCUUCGAUGGAUGCUGCAGAAGGAUAAUUUGGGACAGGAUAUCUUCCUGCUCGGGCGUCCGGGGCCGCUGCGGCGGAAUGUGGCAAUGCAGUUCAUCGAGCUGACACAGCGAGAGCUGGAGUACGUCGCCCUGUCCAGGGACACCACGGAGAGUGAUCUGAAGCAGAGGCGCGAGAUUGAGUCCGGAACAGCAAAGUACCACGACCAGUCGGCCGUGCGGGCGGCUAUCAACGGGCGCGUGCUGGUGAUCGAAGGUGUGGAGAAGGCUGAGCGAAAUGUGCUGCCGGUGCUGAACAAUUUGCUUGAGAAUCGCGAAAUGAAUCUCGAGGAUGGAAGAUUACUGAUCCCAGCCGAAAGAUACGACAAACUCAUGGAGCAGUACGGAGCGGAGGAGCUGCGCCGAUGGGGCCUCGUGCGGGUGUCUGAGGACUUUCGCGUGAUCGCCCUGGGACUGCCGGUGCCGAAAUACCGUGGAGCUCCGCUCGAUCCGCCGCUGAGAUCGCGCUUCCAGGCCAGGGAUGUGACGAAUCUGUCCUACCAGGAAAUAUUCAGCGGGAUGCGCUCUGUGGCACCGAAUGCUGACCCGGAAAAAUUGCGGCAAAUCCUGUCGUUCGGCUUUGCCAUCCAACAAGCUGAUGCCAAGACAAAUUUGCCUGAUUUCCCAAUUGAUAGCGCUUACAGUGCAGCCAAAAUCCUGAACAACAAUAAGUCUCUCAGCGCCUUUGACGUCAUCUACCGUCUUUAUCCAUACCGGAGUUUCAUGCCUAAAGAGAGUCACGAGGCGGUCAACACACUCCUCAAGUCACUGAACAUCAAGGAGAGUGAAGUUUCGGGCGACCAGGAGAUCACUCAUGUGCAUUCAGAGGGCGAAUCCGUGGCCAGUGUGACUGUGUCGUCGCAUCGAGUGGGAAAUGUGGUCGUUGCUGUGCCUUCGGGUGGACGCAAGUACAAUUUGGACAGUCCGAUGGGCAGAUUCGUGUCCACGGGCUACCAGAACAAUCUCCUGGCGGAUGUGAUGCAGAGCUUUGCGGUGGGAGAUGUGUGCCUGCUGGGGCCCAAAGGAUGUGGCAAAUCGGCUCUCGUGAUGGAGCUGUGCAAUCUGCUCGGGCAGUCUGUGGAGUCGAUGGUGCUGUAUCAGGACAUGACGGGGAGGGAUUUGAUUCAGCAGCGAACGACCAAGAUCAACGGGGACACCAUUUGGCGGGAUUCUGCUCUGUUGAGAGCGGCUCUUGCCGGACGUGUGGCAGUUCUGGAUGGCAUUCAUCGUAUUCACAAUUCCACCGUCUCGAUUCUGCAUCGCUUAGUGCACGACAGGGAGCUUCAGCUGUACGAUGGACGAAGACUGGUCAGUCACGAGAGAUUCGAUGAUCUCCUGGCCAUGGGCGCCACUCCAGGCAGCCUAGAGGCGAAGGGUGUGUUGAGGAUCCAUCCGUCUUUCAGGAUUGUCGCUCUGGCUGAGCCGCCAGUUCUCGACACGGGCGCCAAUUGGCUUACACCGGAAAUGCUGAGCCUGUUUACCUUCCACGAAGUGAGGAAUCUGAGUCAGAAAGAGGAAAUUCACAUUAUCAACUCACUUUAUGGAGAAAUUGGACCGUCUUUAGAGAAGAUUCUGAACUUGGCGCAAUUUUUGCGCGAUGCGAAGGAUCCGAUAAUGAAAAAUCUGGCUGGAACACUGUCCACGAGGCAAUUGUUGAGAAUCGCCCAUCGGAUGUCAGUGUAUCCGCCGGAAAAGGUGGGAAUCUUUGCGAAGCCCGUCGAGCAUCCACUGAAUUCUGCAUAUGAGACAAUUCAGAGGACUUUCCUGGCCAAGUUCCUACCCGCUCUGCCGCGAGCCACGCUGGAGAGCGUCCUGGAGCGCUUCAAGAUCCACCAGAGGCUGGAAGCGGAAAGCGGAGUGGAGAAGACGGAGAUUGAGGUGGCGAAUGGCAGAGUGAGAAUUGGCAAGACCGACACGGAGGUUUAUCGCACGGACGCCGUGACCAAAGUGCCUGACAUCCUCUUCUACGAUGUGCCUCAGCAUGUGGUGCUGAUGGAGCACCUGUUGCAGGACUUUCUCAUUGGGAAUCACCUGCUGUUGGUGGGGAAUCAAGGUGUGGGCAAGAAUAAGAUCGCUGAUCGCCUGUUGCAGGUGAUGAAUCGCCCAAGAGAGUACAUUCAGCUGCACAGGGACACAACUGUGCAGACUCUGACGCUCCAGCCGGCCAUUAAGGAUGGUAUUGUGACGUACGAAGAUUCUCCGCUGGUGAAGGCUGUGAAAAAUGGUCAUGUCCUGGUGGUGGAUGAAGCUGACAAGGCGCCGACGCAUGUUACGUGCAUCCUGAAGACGUUAGUGGAGAAUGGCGAGAUGAUUCUGUCAGAUGGCAGGAAAAUCCUGCCGGCUGCGAUGGCGGGAAAAGAGCAAUCGUCACCUGAUGUUAUCUAUGCACACAGGGAUUUCCGAAUGAUUGUCCUCGCCAAUCGACCGGGAUUUCCUUUCCUGGGCAAUGACUUUUUUGCCUCUCUUGGCGAUCUCUUCAGUUGCCACUCGGUGGACAAUCCAUCGACGGAGUCGGAGAUUUUCCUGCUGCAACAGUAUGGUCCGGAUGUGCCACGCAAUGUCCUGGACACUCUCGUGAGAGCAUUUGCAGAGCUCCGCUCCAUGGCGGAUGUUGGCCAGCUGAGCUAUCCGUACAGCACUCGAGAGGUUGUGAAUAUCGUGAAGCAUCUGCAGCGCUUUCCCAGUGAAGACAUGUCAGAAUUGGUGGGAAAUGUUCUGGAUUUCGACAGAUAUUCUCCGGAGGCGCUGGAAUUGGUGACGUCUGUUCUGCAGAAGCACGGGCUGCCGAUUGAGGGAUAUGCGAGGCAUGAAAUGGCAGCGCUGAGGAAGAAGCGGGAGAUUCAGGUGACGGUGGAGAGCAAGAGUGGCAAGAGUGUGUCUGGCCCGAAGCAUGGCAAGGUGGAUCCGAAGAAUGAUCCACAUGUGGGUGGAAAUACGUGGGCUGGUGGCAGUGGUGGACGCGAUACGGCUGGCUUGGGUGGGAAAGGUGGACCGUAUCGUCUGGACUCAGGGAAUCCGGUGCAUCAGUUGUCGGACGAGGAGAAGGAUGACAUUCCGGAUGAGGUGAAGAAGGCAGCGCGUGAGAUGAAUCGGCGUGCUUACGAGGAGCGCCUCAGGGAGAUCAAGAUGUCAACGUAUGAUCACUCUGUCUAUGAGGAGUACAGCUUGCCAGUGCAGAAGCAAGUGAAGGAGCUGAGGGUCGUCCUGAAUGCGCUACAGGCGAAGAGCAAGGAGCGCCACUGGCAGAAGCACCAAACCACUGGCGAGUUGGACGACACGAAGCUCGUGGAGGGAAUCACGGGUGAGAAGAACAUCUAUCGCAGGCGAGCGGAGCAGGAGCCCGAGCCUGGACAGCCACAGGAGAAGCCAAAGCGCCUCAAGUUGGUGGUUGAUGUCUCAGGAUCGAUGUACAGAUUCAACGGCUACGAUGGGCGCUUGGAUAGAGAGAUGGAGGCCGUGGUUCUUGUCAUGGAGGCUUUUGAGGGGUUCGCGCACAAAGUGGAGUAUGACAUCGUGGGCCACAGCGGAGAGACAUACUAUAUUCCCUUCGUGGACGCCAAGAAGCCGCCCAAAGACGAUAGAGUGCGCUUGGAGACCAUCAAAAUGAUGCACGCCCACGCUCAGUACUGCUGGUCGGGAGAUCACACACUCCUGGCCACGAACCAUGCCGUGGAUCAGCUGGCGCAAGAGGAGUGCGAUGAGGCGAUCGUGGUGGUGCUGAGUGAUGCCAAUCUGCAGCGCUAUGGCAUUUCACCGGCUAAAGUGGCUCAGGCGCUGCAGAAGCGAGAGCCGAAAGUGCAGGCCUACGUUAUCUUCAUCGGCAGCAUUGGCGAGGAGGCGGAAAUAAUCAAUCAAAAAAUGCCGCCCGGAAGGAGUUUUGUCUGCAUGGAUUUAGCACAAUUACCACAGAUUCUGAAGCAGAUCUUCACGUCUUCCGUACUCUAUCAGAGUGCACUGUAGUGAUUGGGAUUUUAGGGCAAUUUAGAGGGUGACUUGACCAACGAAAUGCAUUUAUUCGUAUAGGUGAAUUUAAAUAAAUCUUGUUACAUUGUUA